AUGUUGAAGAAUACUUGGAUCUUAAAUUUCUCACUGUUCAUUCUCCAAAUCUUCACAUCUUCAAAAGCAUUGGAUGUUACUCAAUAUGGAGCGAUUGGAGAUGGAGUUACAGAUGAUUCACAGGCAUUCUUGAGAGCUUGGGAAGCUGUGUGUAGUGGGAUAGGAGAUGAGAAGCUUAUCGUUCCGGCAGGGAUGACAUUUAUGUUACAACCCUUGAAGUUUCAAGGUUCUUGCAAAUCGACCCCUAUUUUUGUUCAGAUUUUGGGCAAUCUGGUUGCAUCGAGUAGAGGGAAAUGGAAAGGAGACAAAGAUCAAUGGAUUCUUUUCGCAGACAUCGAAGGACUUGUGGUUGAAGGUAACGGCGAAAUCAAUGGCCAAGGUUCGAGCUGGUGGGAACACAGUUCUAGACCAACCGCCUUGAAGUUCAAGAGCUGCAACAACCUUAGAUUGAGUGGAUUAACGCACAUAGAUAGUCCAAUGGCUCACAUUCAUAUAAACGGUUGCAACGGUGUAACCAUAUCAAAUCUCCGGAUAAAUGCGCCGGAAUCAAGUCCUAAUACUGACGGAAUCGACAUCGCUGCUUCAACCAAUGUCAUCAUCCAGGAUUGCGUAAUCGGCACCGGUGACGAUUGCAUUGCGAUUAACUCGGGGACGGCUAAUAUCAGAAUUUCCGGUAUAGAUUGCGGACCAGGCCAUGGAAUAAGCAUAGGAAGCUUGGGAAAAGAUGGAGAGACUGCUUCAGUGGAGAAUGUAUGUGUCCAAAACUGUAACUUUAGAGGAACUACUAAUGGAGCUCGAAUCAAAACCUGGCCGGGAGGAUCAGGUUACGCAAGAAUGAUUACUUUCCAUGGAAUUACGCUAGAUAAUGUCGAAAAUCCGAUUAUAAUCGAUCAACACUACAACGGCGGAGAUUCUGAUAAAACCAAAGAUGAUAAGUCAUCGGCCGUGGAAGUGAGCAAAGUUGUGUAUAGUAAUUUCGUGGGGACGUCGAAGUCAGAGUACGGUGUUGACUUCCGGUGCAGCGAGAGAGUACCAUGCACAGAGAUUUUUAUGCGAGACGUGAGAAUAGAAACAGCAUCAUCAGGAUCAGGACAAGUCGCACAAGGACAGUGUUUAAACGUGAGAGGUGUGUCCACACUUGCAGUACCAGGUCUAGAGUGUUUAGCUCUUUCCACUGAUAUGUUUUCAGUACCCGAAUCGUCGGAACAAACUUGUAUGUUGCCACAAUCAGUGCAACCAAAUACACUACCGAUACAACAAGAACCAUUAUGGGUUUAUGCAAGCGGAGGAAAACGACUCAGAGUUUACAAUGCUUCACAGUUUUGUAGAAUGGCGAAGCGACCCCAGAUCUUACCGGACAUAGAGAACGGACCACCCUUGCAACGACCGGAGUUUCUUCUACCAAUUCCCGAGCCAUGGUACGCGUGGCUAGUACCGCUUAUUUUGGUAGCUAACUUUGUCACAUUUGUCAGCACAAUGUAUGUGAACGAUUGUCCAUCGAGAUCGAAAGAUUGUGUCUUAUUCAAUAUCCUUGGAAGGCUUUCUUUUCAACCCCUCAAGGAGAAUCUUCUUCUUGGCCCUUCCCUUUCCACGCUAAGAAAACUAGGAGCUCUUGAAAAGAGACGAGUUCAAGCUGGUGAUAAAUGGCGGAUAGUCUCUUGCAUAUGGCUACAUGGAGGACUCCUUCAUUUGAUUGUCAACAUGAUCAGCCUCCUUUGCAUCGGAAUGCGCCUCGAACAAGAAUUUGGGUUCUUGAGAAUAGGAACAUUGUACAUGAUUUCCGGUAUUGGUGGAAGCAUUGUGUCUUGCUUGAUGGAUAUUCGAGGCGAGCGCAUAUCAGUGGGAGCAUCGGGCGCUUUGUUUGGAUUACUCGGUGCUAUGCUCUCGGAAUUGAUCACAAACUGGUCAAUCUAUGAGGACAAGUGCACAUCACUCAUGACAUUGAUUCUGAUCACUUUACUGAAUGUAACCGUUGGAUUCUUACCACAUGUGGACGACUCUGCUCAUGGUGGCGGAUUCCUAGCCGGUUUCUUCCUCGGGUUCGUCCUUCUUCUUCGACCGCAAUACGGUUACGUAAGCUCCAAAUGCAUUCCUCCUGGAUUUAUUGUGAAACACAAGAAAUCUAAGCACAAAUGUUAUCAACACUUCUUGAGGUUCUUAUCUGUAGCCAUCCUUCUCGCCGGGUCGCCAAUGAGGCCUAUCACCGCGGUUAGGAUGAGUAUAAUAGAAGAGUGGCAGCAGAAAAAAAAGGGUUACAAGAAUUGCCGAGGGCGUCACACCGCAGUUUUCCUCCCCAGCACUGUAGUUUACCACAGAUCGAAAGAAAAAGGCCCUUAA
Molecule: messenger RNA, 2337 nt
Organism: Arabis nemorensis
Lineage: Eukaryota; Viridiplantae; Streptophyta; Magnoliopsida; Brassicales; Brassicaceae
Source: the annotation of a GenBank genome assembly